Molecule: messenger RNA, 3633 nt
Organism: Hansenula ciferrii
Lineage: Eukaryota; Fungi; Ascomycota; Saccharomycetes; Phaffomycetales; Wickerhamomycetaceae
Gene: TRS120
Product: TRAPPII-specific subunit TRS120
Exons: 1
Coding region: 1-3633 (1210 amino acids)
Cellular component (GO): trans-Golgi network
Source: RefSeq, a predicted model, not a curated record
AUGGACUCCCACUCAUAUACUGCACCGUCACGGGUAAAGGCACUGCUGGUCCCAUUGGGGAACGUCUCUGAAGUGGCAUUCAAGAAUUACGUGGAGAAAAUCAAAUCCUCAUAUGAAGUUAGACUUGUUGAUGUUACACCAACUGAAAAUUCAUUAUUUAAUCCACAAGGAUUCCCACAAGGGAGAGUUAUUUAUGAUUUCCAAUUAUCUUUGAAUGAUCAAGAAUCUAUUUUCCUAAAUGAUUUUGAACCUUUUAGGAAAACUUUUGUUGUUAUUGGUAUAACUGAUUCUUCAAAUAUUUCUCAUAAUGAUUUAGAAUUAUUAUCAAAACAUUAUAAGUCUUCAAUAACUCAUUCCAUAAUUGUAUUUGGUGAUGGAGACCAUAAUGACAUGGAACACAAACAAAUAUUUCAUCAAUCAAAUAAGAUCAAUAUUGAAACUAUACUUUGUGAUAUAACUGGAUUAUUUCUUAAUGAUUUAGCUUCAUACCUUUCUUCAUUUCAACAUAUUACACUUAGAUCACCAGGAACAAUUGGUAGUAAUGAUCGUAUAAAAGCCAUAGAACCUUCCAAAAGGAAAAGAAUAAGUUCCGGCUCUUCAUUAUCAAUAUCAAUGUCUGAUUCAAAUAAUCCAAAAUUAUCACUAAGUUCAUCAGCUGAACGUCGUCAAUCAAAAGUUAGAGGUAGACAAUUGAAAAUUUUAGGAAAUUUAUAUUUAUUAGCUGGGAAAUAUAAUAAUGCAUUAAAAGAAUUGAAUGAUGCUGUUCCAUUAUUACGUAUAAGUAAUGAUUAUCUUUGGUUAGGUUCAACUUUAGAAUCUAUUGGUGUCUGUCUUGUUAUGUUAACAUUUUUAGGUGUUCCAUAUCAAAUGCCAUCAUCAUUAAAUCAAAUAUUGCAUACUUCAAUGACUAUUCCAACACCUUCUGCAACUCCAAUUUCAACACCAAGAAAUUCAAUGGUUUUCAAUGGCGGUAGCAGUAGUACCGGUACAGCUACCACUACAACAACAACAACCACAGGGAAUCAAAGUUCUGUAAAUUCAACAGAUAUUUCACGUUAUACAACACCAGAAUUAAUAAAUUUAAUUUCUAUAAAAGUUAUUCAUUAUUAUGAAAUUUCACAAAAUGAUCAUGAAGAUUAUGUACCACAAUUAGUUUUCUGUGAAUCAAUCCUAAGAUUUGUUAAAUUUAUGUGUGUUGUAAAUAUAGGUGGUGGGUUUAAUCAAACAACUAUUGAUCAUAUAGUUCGUGGUAAAAAUAUAAGACCAAAAUAUUCAAAUGUAAUAUUUGAUAAGAUGGAAAUUGUGAAAAUUGCAAAUAAAAUUUUAACUUUCCAAUUGAAAACAAUGGAUAUUCUUUCACAAGCUAAAAUUUAUACUUCAUUAGCUUCAGUAUUUGGUGAUUUAAAUUUAUUAAGGAAAAGAUCAUUUAUAAUAAGAACUUUAUUCAUAAGUUUAAUUCCAGAACUAUCAAAUAAUGAUCAAUAUAAUAAUAAUAAUGGGAAGAAAACUCAUAAUUUAUCAGAAUUAUUAGAUACUAUAUUAUCCAUAUAUGGAAUUGGAAGAUCACCAGAAUCUUUAAUAUUGGAUUCUUAUUCAUCAAGAUGGGUUCAAUUACAUAAAUCAAUUUUACAAUUAUGUAUAAUCAUAUGUUCCAAAAUUCAAGAUUAUAAAAAAAUUGUUCAAUUUAAAUCAUUAUUAAUUACAAGAUAUUCAGAUUCAUUAACAGAUAAUGAACAAUCCAAAAUUUUAAAUGAAAUUCAAAACAUAUGUAAAGAACAAGAUUAUAUUCAAUUUAAUUAUUUUGAUCCUUUGAUACUUCGAGGUUUAGAAGUUUUAAAACCAAUAAAUCCACCAAAAAAGCAAUCCAAUACAAUAGUUAGUGAUCAAACCACAAAAGCUGAUCCAUUUUUAUAUAAUCCUUAUGCUAAACCAUUAGUAACGGAUGAAACUUAUUUUGUUCAGGAUGAAUUUAUGGAAUUUCAAAUAUCUGUACAAAAUCCAUUUGCAUUCCCAUUACAAAUCAAUGAUGUUCAAAUUGAAUCAUUUGAAAUUUUGAAAAAUUUCUUCAUUAUUCAACCAAAAUCUCUUAGUGUGUUGAAUGUAUUAGUUAAACCAAUUAAAUCUGGUGUUUUGAAAAUUUCAGAAAUUGGUUUAAAAAUUUUUGAUUGUCAAUUACAAUUUUUUAAAAUUUCAAGUAAUUUAAAACCAGAAUUUUUCAAUAAAUUAAAGAAAACUUCCAAAGAUUUAAAUGUCUCAAUUUUAGAAAAUUAUGAUGAAAAUAUUUUACAAAAUAAAAUUGAAGAUAAAGUUAUAACUCAAGAAUUGACAUUAAAUGUUAUUAAUUCUCAACCAAAUAUUCAAUUGAUUAAUGAGCCUGAACAUAUAAUGCUUUUAGAAGGUGGUUCACAAACUAUCAAUUUGAAAAUAAAGAAUAAUUCACCUAUUUUGGCAAAUCAUUUAGAAUUUUCAGUUUGGGAUUCAACAAUUGAACCUCUGAAAAAUGUUUUAAAUAAUAAAGGAUUACCAUCAAAUGAAGUUUAUGAAAUUGAAUAUUUCUUGUUUAAGAACCCAUUAACCAUUAAAACCGAAAUUAAGGAAUUACAACCAUUUGAAGAGAAAACAUUAGAAGUUGAAUUGAAUGGUAAAAGAGGUAUGAAUCAAGUUAAUUUAAUCUUGGAUUACGGUCAUAAAUUACAAAAUCAAGCAUUUACAAGAAGAAUGGAAAUUCCAAUUAAAAUUAUGGUUAAUCCAAGUACUGAUUUAGCUGGAUGUGAUAUAUUACCAUUAGUUCAAAAUGUUGAUUCUAAAAGUGGUAAAGUUUGGUCAUAUAUUAAUGAAAAAACAUCACAAACAGACAAAAAUGGAAAAAAUUUAAUCAUUUCAGAUUUUGCUUUAUUUUUAAUUGAUUUAAGAAAUGUUUGGAAUAAAACUUUAAAUUUAGAUAUUAAAUAUGAUGAUUUUGAAAUCAAUGAAUCUAUUGUCCCUAUGGAAACCAAGAGAAUUUUAAUCCCAAUAAAAAGAAUCCAACUAGAUGAUGAUAAUCUUGAUAUAGUACCAAGUUUAUCUAAAAAACAAUAUAUUUUACCUAAAAUAACAAAAGCUGAAGAUCAAUAUAUUAAAGAAGCUUUUUGGUAUCGUAAAGAAAUUUUGAAAAAAUUAAGUGGGAAUUGGAAAAUUGGUGAAAUCACAGGUUCAAUUGAAUUUAGAGGUGUUAGAUUAUCUCAAAGAAUGUUGACAACUUUAAAAACAGAUAAAUUAAAUAUUAAAAUUGAUGUUAAGACUGAAUCACAAGAUCAUCCAGUUCAAACAAAAGGUUUAUAUAAAUUAAUCCCAAUUGAUGAAUUCUUCACUAUAAAUAUCAAAAUUCAUAAUAAUACAUCAAGAUCAAUUAAAGGUGUAUUAAGAAAUAUACCUAUGGCUUCCAACUUUGGAUCUAUUGAUAGAAGGUUGUUAUUCAAUGGGGUAUUACAACAACCUUUAUUAAAUUCUAUUAAACCAGAUGAAACUUUAGAAUUUAAAAUUGGUGCAAUAAUCUUAGAAAAAGGUGAAUAUGAAUGGGGGGUAUUAAUUGAUGAACUUGAUUCUGAAAGAUCACAUAUUGCAAGAGAUCCUUUAAAAAUUAUUAGUGUGUGA